CUGGUGGUUGACAAGCCGGCGGGCAUCACCUCGCACGAUGUGGUCGUCUGGGCGCGGCGGCUGCUCGGCGUGCGGCGGAUUGGCCAUACCGGCACGCUGGACCCGCUGGCAACCGGGGUCCUGCCGCUCGUGGUCGGCCGUGCCACGCGCCUGGCCGUCCUCCUGUCCGGCGGAUUGAAAACCUACAAGGCGGUCAUCAGGCUGGGGGUGGUGACCGAUACCUACGACGCAGCCGGAACGCCACUGCCCGCGCCGCCCGGUGCGGAAGCCCGCGCACGCAGCCUGGAUCGCGACACGGCCGCGGCCGCCUGCCGGCGGUUCACGGGUGUCUUCCGGCAGCAGCCGCCGGGCCUUCUCCGCCAAGAAAGUGGGCGGCGUGCGAGCCUACCGGUUGGCGCGGCGCCAGCGGGAGGUAGACCUGAGUCCCGUGGAGGUGACGGUCCACGACUUCGAGAUCACUGCGCUCGCCGACGCCUGCCUGCACUGCCGGGUCUCCUGCUCGCCCGGGUUCUACAUGCGGACGCUGGCGCACGAUCUGGGCCAGGACCCUGGGCUGCGGCGGCUGUCUCGAGCAACUGCGGCGCGAGCAGAGCGGGGCGUUCACCCUGGACGACGCCAGUCAAUCUCGAGGCCGGUGCGGGUGCUCCGCUAGCGCUUCAGGAACGGCUGAUCGCACUUGACGCGCUGCUGCCGGAGCUGCCCGCGGUCGUCGUCACCCCGCACGGCGCGCAACGCGCCAGCCACGGCAACCUGCUGAGGCCGGCCGAUAUCGCGGCGGGAGCGGGACAUCCGGCGUAUACCGGCGCCGACAAUGUGAGGGUCUGCGACGACGCCGGAUCGUUGCUGGCGAUCGCGGUACCGGCGACCGGCGGCGCUUUGCAUCCCCGGAUCGUCUUGGUGUAA
Messenger RNA from Geodia barretti, 903 nucleotides. The record is from the annotation of a GenBank genome assembly. Lineage: Eukaryota; Metazoa; Porifera; Demospongiae; Tetractinellida; Geodiidae.